Molecule: messenger RNA, 1188 nt
Organism: Vicia villosa (hairy vetch)
Lineage: Eukaryota; Viridiplantae; Streptophyta; Magnoliopsida; Fabales; Fabaceae
Exons: 7
Coding region: 1-1188 (395 amino acids)
Source: RefSeq, a predicted model, not a curated record
AUGGAUACUGAUACCUUUAAUUUUAACGAAGCGACAAUUACUUAUACUGCUUUUAUCCAAAAAUACCAUGACGAAGCAAAUGCAGUAGUUUCGGACGAAGAACAUAUUGCUUUUCUGGCACUAUGGCUUUCGAGAACACUGAUUCCAAUUUUACUUGUAGCCGUUACUCGAAAGAGAAAGAUCAAAGAGGUCCCGACGCAGAAGGCUUCUGAAGUUUCGAAGAGUAACAAACCAAGUGGGAGUGACUCUAUCACCACUGAUAAGAAACCCACGAGCUCGAAGCCUCCGACACAUUCGAAGCGAAAAGCUUCUCAAAUAGUCGUUUCAGACGACGAUGACAAAUCGCCUCCUCGUACCAGACAAGCCCAAAAGAAAAGACAGAAGGCCGUCACUCCUUUAGGAAAAGAAAAGGGAUCUGGGUCUUCGAAAAUUACGUCACCGGGUGAAAAGGUAUCUUCUGAAGAGUCACCUUUAAAAGGUGGUAGUAACGUUCUUCUUGUAGAAAGCCACAACUCGAGUCCAGAUAACAUUCCAACCAAGGAUGAUGUUGGCACAGCCACUUCUGACCUCAAAGCCUUCAGCCUCACCAUUGACCUCGAUAAUCUCCAAGACAAAUCUUGCGCGCUUUCGCCAGUUGUCGAAGAUGCUCAGUCCCUUGCGACCAUUAUUCCUACCAUGCUAGUUGAAGAAAGCCAUUCGACUGAUGAUUCUCCACCUACCCACAAAAGUGAAAAUAUGGGAGCAGAUCGACAAUGUUCAGGUAGUAACAAUGCAGCUGGUCACCCAACUGGUAGUGAGGAUACUGUAUCUGAACAAGAUGCUAUGGAGGAAACCUCCAAGUUAGCCACAGUUGGUCCUCACGAAACUUCACCCUUUGGGACCAUAGUUUCCCCUGAAACUACUUCUACGCCUGCCCCAGUGGCUUCUCAUAGUUCAUGUUGGAAGGCUGUUACUGAUGCAACGAAGAAGGGUGAUGCUCUCAAGCUUAAAUGCUCAGAGAAACAAAAAGAGUAUGACGAAUGUGAGCAGAAUAUCAAAUUCUGGAAGCAGGAAAUUAUUAAGCUUGAAGAGAAGAUAAAAGAGGCUGAAUCUCGUAAGGCAACAAUUCAACAGAUCAGUGAGCAAGAAUUGAUUGAAGUUGCACAUUUAGGAAUCCAGCAUUUCGAAGCUGCGCAGAAACUAGAAUAA